AGAACAUCACUGCCAGCAAAGCUCGAGAUCGAAUCGAGCUAACUCAUGGCGCCGGUGGCGGUGGACAAACCGCAGCAGCUACGACGGCUGCUUCCUCUCAUUGCUCUCACUCUAGUGCUGCCGUGCUGCUUGGCCAGCGGCGGAGGGGAGCCGGCGAUCUUCCAGAUCCCCGGGGACGGAAGCGUGGUGGAGCUGGACGAAGGCAACUUUGAGGCGGCGGUGGCCGCCGUUGAUUACCUCUUCGUGGACUUCCACGCCCCCUGGUGCGGCCACUGCAAACGCCUCGCCCCGCAGUUGGAUGAAGCUGCUCCAGUGCUUGCUGCGCUGAGCCCGCCAAUCGUAGUCGCAAAAGUGAAUGCAGAGAAGUACAAGAAGCUUGGGUCCAAAUACGGAGUAGAUGGCUUCCCUACACUGAUGCUUUUUGACCAUGGAGUCCCCACGGAGUACACUGGUUCAAGGAAGGCUGGUCUGCUCAUCGAGAGCCUGAAGAAGCUUGUCGCACCUCAUGUUUCUGUUCUCGAGUCCGACUCAGCAAUCAAAAGUUUUGUUCAGGAAGCCGGUGCAGAUUUUCCAUUAUUUAUUGGAUUUGGGGUGGAUGAGUCAUCAAUUGCUGAGUAUGGAGCGAGAUACAAGAAGAAGGCAUGGUUUUCCAUAGCAAAAGAUUUCUCUGAGGAUAUGAUGGCCGUAUAUGAUUUUGACAAGAUUCCGGCAUUGGUUUCGCUCAACACAAAGUAUAACGAGCAAAGUGUUUUCUAUGGUCCCUUUGAAGGAACCUUCUUGGACGAUUUUAUACGACAAUCUCUACUGCCUAUAACUGUGCCCAUCAAUGCAGAGACUCUUAAGAUGUUAAAAGAUGAUGAUAGGAAAGUUGUUCUUACAGUUCUUGAGGAUGAAUUCGAUGAAACUUCCAUGCAGUUGAUAAAAGUUUUGAGGUCUGCAGCCAAUGCAAACCAUGAUCUAGUGUUUGGAUAUGUGGGAGUCAAGCAAUGGGAGGAAUUCACCGAGCCUUUCCAUGAUUCUAAGACCUCACAGCUGCCAAAAAUGAUAGUCUGGGACAAAGAUGAGGAGUAUGAAGUGGUUGAGGGUUCAGAGAAUCUGCAAGAAGGCGACCAUGGAUCCCAAAUCAGUCGUUUCCUCGAGGGAUAUAGAGCUGGAAGAACAGCAAAGAAGUCAGUGGGCGGACGUACCCCGACACUGCUCGGCGUGAAUCCGUUGUACAUCCUCCUUUUCUUGGUUGUUGUUCUUAUUGCCCUGAUGUUCUUCGCUGGGCAAGGCGAGGAAGAUCGACAACCAACACGAGCCCAUCAAGAAUGAAUGUGUAGUAGUUUUCUGCACCAGAAUUAAACUUACAAGGAAUUCCUGAAGCAGGGGAAUAGAAGCAUGUUCUAGAGAGGGUAACUUAAAGAUGGCGGAUAAGUUUCUGAUUUUUCGUUUGACAUGACUUCGGAAGGCUUGGUUUUGAUCUCCCCUUGUCCGACCUGCCAGUUACUAACUUCAUUGACUAGCUAUUUUCAUUUUCAUGUAAACUUAUUGAUUUAAUAACUUGAGCAGCUAUCUGCUUUGAUGAUUUUCGAAUUAUAGGAAAAGGCUAGAGAUUAUAAUCAACAUAUACAUACAGAUGCA
This is a messenger RNA of Lolium rigidum, 1623 nucleotides long. Its product is annotated as protein disulfide isomerase-like 5-3. Bases 46 to 1314 code for a protein of 422 amino acids. The record is from RefSeq and is a predicted model, not a curated record. Lineage: Eukaryota; Viridiplantae; Streptophyta; Magnoliopsida; Poales; Poaceae. The transcript has 5 exons. Gene Ontology annotation, biological process: protein folding; response to endoplasmic reticulum stress. Gene Ontology annotation, cellular component: endoplasmic reticulum. Gene Ontology annotation, molecular function: protein disulfide isomerase activity.